Messenger RNA from Argiope bruennichi, 1071 nucleotides. RefSeq names its product zinc finger protein 782-like. Gene Ontology annotation, cellular component: nucleus. The transcript has 2 exons. NCBI's taxonomy places the organism in Eukaryota, Metazoa, Arthropoda, Arachnida, Araneae, Araneidae. The record is from RefSeq and is a predicted model, not a curated record. Bases 1 to 1071 code for a protein of 356 amino acids.
AUGGAGAUAUAUCUAAAGACGAAUGAUGCACAGUUGGUCAGUGAUCGUUGGACGAAAGAAAUCGAUACGAGUAAAAAUGUAGAAAUUACAACUGCCACAUAUAAGAUAUCUUUCAAAUGCGAUAGCGUUGAAUCCCUAGAAAAUAGAAUUCAUACAAAUGAAAAACCCUAUUCUUGUGAUGUAUGCAGCAAAGAAUUCUCUCAGAAGAUUCCUUUAGAAAAUCAUCAUCGAACUCAUACUAAUGAAAAACCCUAUUCUUGUGAUGUAUGCAGCAAAGAAUUCUCUCAGAAGAUUCAUUUAGAAAAUCAUCAUCGAACUCAUACUAAUGAAAAACCCUAUUCUUGUGAUGUAUGCAGCAAAGAAUUCUCUCAGAAGAUUCAUUUAGAAAAUCAUCAUCGAACUCAUACUAAUGAAAAAACCUAUUCUUGUGAUGUAUGCAGCAAAGAAUUCUCUCAGAAGAUUCAUUUAGAAAAUCAUCAUCGAACUCAUACUAAUGAAAAACCCUAUUCUUGUGAUGUAUGCAGCAAAGAAUUCUCUCAGAAGAUUCAUUUAGAAAAUCAUCAUCGAACUCAUACUAAUGAAAAACCCUAUUCUUGUGAUGUAUGCAGCAAAGAAUUCUCUCAGAAGAUUCAUUUAGAAAAUCAUCAUCGAACUCAUACUAAUGAAAAACCCUAUUCUUGUGAUGUAUGCAGCAAAGAAUUCUCUCAGAAGAUUCAUUUAGAAAAUCAUCAUCGAACUCAUACUAAUGAAAAACCCUAUUCUUGUGAUGUAUGCAGCAAAGAAUUCUCUCAGAAGAUUCAUUUAGAAAAUCAUCAUCGAACUCAUACUAAUGAAAAACCCUAUUCUUGUGAUGUAUGCAGCAAAGAAUUCUCUCAGAAGAUUCAUUUAGAAAAUCAUCAUCGAACUCAUACUAAUGAAAAACCAUAUUCUUGUGAAAUAUGUGGGAAAAAAUUUAGUAAUAAAUCAAAUUUCAAUAUCCACUAUAGAACUCACACACAUGACAAACCGUAUUCUUGUGAUAUUUGCAACAGAACAUUUACUCACAGAUCGACAUUAAAUAAUCAACAUUGA